ACCAAUAAAACUAGUGACCUUUGCUUCUCCAUCUCUCUCCCUCCUUUGAACAAGUCAAAAUUGAUUUUAAUCCGUUUGAUUUUCUUUGACUUUCCUUUGAAAUUCUCUAGUCGAGAGCUUUCUCUAUCCAUCAAUUUAGGGUUUUCGAUUUCGUUUUCGAGCUUUUCUCGCUCUUCUCUCACUUUUUCUUUCCUCUUUUGUCUCCUUUCUCCUUCUUCAAUCUCCGCCAUGACUCUCUUCUGUUUGAUUCCGAAGUUCUCAUGAUCUGGGUGCUUAAUCAGAUCGAGAUAUCGCCUAGGGUUUUCUGUUGUUUACGCGUUUUGUCAUGGUGAGUAGUACUCAACAACGCACGGACGAUGGCUCUUCUCCACCGGUGGUAAAAGCUCUUAAGACCUAUGGAAUCACGAAGCCACUUUCUAUUGCUGGUCCUUGUGCCGCUGAUGUUAAGCGUAAUUUGGAACUAGAGAAGUUUCUGGUUGAUGAGGGGCUCUAUGAGAGCAAGGAAGAAACUAUGCGGAGAGAGGAAGUUCUGGUGCGCAUUGAUCAGAUUGUAAAACACUGGGUGAAACAGUUAACUCGUCAGAGGGGCUAUACAGAUCAGAUGGUGGACGAUGCAAAUGCUGUCAUUUUCACUUUUGGAUCUUACCGCCUUGGAGUUCACGGACCUAGGGCUGAUAUUGAUACUUUGUGUGUUGGCCCAUCUUAUGUUAACCGAGAGGAGGAUUUCUUCAUUAUCUUGCGUGAUAUGUUGGCUGAAAUGGAAGAAGUGACUGAACUUCAACCUGUUACUGAUGCCCAUGUCCCAGUCAUGAAAUUUAAGUUCCAAGGAAUAUCGAUUGAUCUUCUGUAUGCUAGCAUAUCACUUCUAGUUAUCCCACAGGAUCUGGAUAUCUCCAACUCUUCUGUGCUGUGUGACGUGGAUGAACAAACUGUCCGCAGUCUUAAUGGUUGUAGGGUUGCUGAUCAGAUUCUUAAACUCGUUCCAAAUUCCGAGCACUUCCGGACAACAUUAAGAUGCCUGAAGUACUGGGCUAAGAAGCGUGGGGUCUAUUCAAAUGUUACUGGAUUUCUUGGUGGUGUAAACUGGGCACUUCUGGUUGCACGCCUGUGCCAGCUUUAUCCAAAUGCUAUUCCUAGUAUGUUGGUUUCGCGAUUUUUUAGAGUAUAUAUACAAUGGCGCUGGCCGAAUCCAGUCAUGCUUUGUACAAUAGAAGAAGAUGAGCUUAGCUUUCCUGUCUGGGACCCACGGAAAAAUCAUCGUGACCGCUAUCAUCUUAUGCCAAUAAUAACUCCUGCAUACCCAUGCAUGAAUUCUAGUUACAAUGUCUCUCAAAGCACACUUCGUGUUAUGACAGAGCAAUUCCAGUUUGGCAACACGAUCUGUCAGGAGAUUGAGCUAAAUAAACAACAAUGGAGUUCCUUAUUUGAGCAAUAUAUGUUCUUUGAGGCAUAUAAAAACUACCUUCAGGUUGAUGUACUAGCAUUAGAUGCCGAAGAUUUAUUGGCAUGGAAAGGUUGGGUGGAGUCACGGUUCAGGCAAUUGACCUUGAAGAUAGAACGAGACACAAAUGGGAUGUUAAUGUGCCACCCUCAACCAAAUGAGUAUGUAGACACUUCGAAGAAGUUUCGACAUUGUGCCUUUUUCAUGGGCUUGCAGAGGGCAGAAGGAUUUGGUGGCCAAGAAUGUCAACAGUUCGAUAUACGUGGAACAGUGGACGAGUUCAGGCAAGAAGUAAACAUGUAUAUGUUUUGGAGACCUGGGAUGGAUGUGUAUGUUUCUCAUGUUCGAAGACGGCAGCUUCCAUCUUUUGUUUUCCCAAAGGGAUAUAAAAGGCCUCGGCAGUCAAGGCACCAGAAUCAACAAUGCAGAGAACCUGGUGAGGGGGUCGUUGGUUCUUUGUCCGACUCUGUUGAUGGAUAUGCGAAGAGAAAGAAUGAUAAUGAAACUAUGGAUACCCGGCCAGAGAAACGUGAGAAGCGUGCAUCUCGUAGUCCACAUAGUCUGGAUGCAGUUUCUCCUGUCAGCAGUGGUAUCACUACUGGUGAGACUCCUCAGAUUGGCAUUGCGCCAGGUCCUAGAGCUGAAUGCUUAGUAACUGGUGAUCUUGUUUGCAAUGUUAGAAGUCUUCCUAACGUGGAAGUCGAGGCUGAAAAAUUUAUCCGUAAAAGCACGGAACUCAUAAAAUUUUCUCAAUAUGAGCAUAACUCCGGUUGCGAGCAAAUCCUGGAAGUAGAUAGUAGGGCUCUAGUUCAAGGUUAUCAUGGUCUGGCUGAGCCUGUAGGAAAACAUGUGAGACCUGACCCUCGUGCUGUGCUAGCAUGUGAAGGUUGGCAGAAUAAAGAAAUAGGUCGUGAUAUGGGCUCUGAAUCUAUUAAUGACACUGCCACACAACAUCUUCCAAGGCGACUUAAUGUAAAAGAAGAUGUUGAUGAAGUUGAGAGGGAAGCCAAGUCGGGAGAAAUUGCUGAUGGUGUUUUGUGGAAUGGAUACUGUGGGCGGAACCUUGAUCAUGAGGGUUUUUUGACUCCUGCAAAUUUGGAUUCAGCUGUGGAACAUAGAAACUUGCAUGCAGACAGAUUGUUCAAAAGUGGCUUGUCAGAAGAACUUCAGUCAAAUCCUUUGCUCAGCGGGAUGGGGAAGCUGGACGAUGGAGCUAGGUCAGAAUCUUUGCAGAAUGCAAUGAUGAGGUAUGUGUUUUUGCAACCCAUUACUGCUUUUUUUGCCAAUCAUGAUCUCUUUAUGCUCUUGUUUUGGUUUUCUUGGUACUUUUUAUAGCAGCAGGAGGUUGAGCUUGAAGUCCAUAGUGUGAGCGAGGUCUCCGCAAUUCUAAUGAGAACCGGAAGAACAAAGGAAAAAGUAAAAAGUAAAAAGAAAACACAAAAAUAAAUAACAAGAAUCAAGCAACCUAGUGUUUGCUUUGGAUGACAGCUUCAGAACUCGACACUAUUGGUAAGUUCACCUAAAUAUGAAAACUAAAAGCUUAUAAAGGUAAAAAAAAGUUCUAAAAAAUCCAAAAAAAAAAAAAGAUAGAAGAAAAGAAUAAAGAUAAUAACUUUCAAAUGAUUUACUUGUUGGAUUCUUGGUGGGAUUGUGAGUAUCCAUCCAAACUCUGGGAAGAAUGAGUAUGAAUAACUGAGUUUGGGACGAGACAUGCAUUGUUCGACAAUAUAUGCUCCAGGUGAAAUGUGGAGCUGUGCUAGUUCAAUAAGAGAGAUACAAAAUUAAAAAGAAGAAACCAGUGAGAUAACCAUAGAACAAGGCAAGUGUAAUGUAUCUGUCUGCCUAUUCUGGUUAUUUCAGACUUGUUUCUGUAUUUUAUAUGCUUUGAGAUUUGGGAUCUUUCAAUGUUAUAUGAUUAUGUACAUAAAAUCAUCUCCUGUUUUCUUGUU
Arabidopsis lyrata subsp. lyrata is the source of this 3390-nucleotide messenger RNA. RefSeq names its product nuclear poly(A) polymerase 2. Gene Ontology annotation, cellular component: nucleus. The coding region runs from base 326 to 2776 and encodes 816 amino acids. The record is from RefSeq and is a predicted model, not a curated record. Gene Ontology annotation, molecular function: RNA binding; poly(A) RNA polymerase activity. NCBI's taxonomy places the organism in Eukaryota, Viridiplantae, Streptophyta, Magnoliopsida, Brassicales, Brassicaceae. The transcript has 12 exons.